AUGGAUAUCUCCAGCUCUUCCCUUCAGCUCCAAGACAGCGGUGCUUUCCUGUUCAACUGUGAGAACCUUCUAGAUCAGAGCUACGCCGUAUCAGAUGCGGGCUACUACAGCGCCUGCAGCAGCCUGUCUCCAACUUCGUCCGUAGACUCCUGCGGCUUCUCUCCUCCGGGACAGGACAUACCGCAGAUCUAUCCACACCAGGAGAAGAACAAGGUUCAGCAAGCCAAGAGAACCGGACGGCCAAGGUCAAAGUUCCCUGGAGUGAAACGGCAAACCGCAAGUGAACGGGAGAAGCUGAGGAUGAGGGAUCUGACCAAAGCUCUGCAUCACCUCAGAGCGUACCUGCCUGCAUCAGUGGCUCCUGUUGGAAAAACGUUGACCAAGAUCGAGACGCUGAGGCUCACUAUCCAGUACAUCUCCUGCUUGUCAGCUCAGCUCGAACUCGGUGAAGACGAGGCGAAGCGUGGAGCUCAGGCCGAGGUCAGCACCGCAUCAGCCGCCUUUGACGGCUUCACUGCGACUCCUUCGGUUACUCAAAUUUUACCAGCUCAGCAGUUCCCAUCUAUGACCUGUUAUCAGACUCAGAAUCCAGUUGAAGGCGAUUUCCUUUCAUUCCCAGCUCAGGAUUUUUGGCUUCUCGAGCAACACAAUUUCUUCCACGGACAGUACUGA
Molecule: messenger RNA, 672 nt
Organism: Labeo rohita (rohu)
Lineage: Eukaryota; Metazoa; Chordata; Actinopteri; Cypriniformes; Cyprinidae
Gene: mespaa
Product: mesoderm posterior aa
Exons: 2
Coding region: 1-672 (223 amino acids)
Biological process (GO): heart morphogenesis; somite rostral/caudal axis specification; mesoderm formation
Cellular component (GO): nucleus
Molecular function (GO): DNA-binding transcription factor activity, RNA polymerase II-specific; protein dimerization activity; RNA polymerase II cis-regulatory region sequence-specific DNA binding
Source: RefSeq, a predicted model, not a curated record